Talaromyces stipitatus ATCC 10500 is the source of this 927-nucleotide messenger RNA. RefSeq lists its product as uncharacterized. The coding region runs from base 1 to 927 and encodes 308 amino acids. The record is from RefSeq and is a predicted model, not a curated record. The transcript is spliced from 5 exons. NCBI's taxonomy places the organism in Eukaryota, Fungi, Ascomycota, Eurotiomycetes, Eurotiales, Trichocomaceae.
AUGUCUCUAAGAACAUUUUAUUCUAGUGUUGUUGCACCCAUUCCUGUUCAAUUUGUCCUAGACAACUUACAAUAUAAGUUUGAAGACGAUAUUCGCCACUACAAUCAUCCCCGCUGGACUGCUAAUGAAUCUAACUUGCUCUCCAUAGGAGACUUCACCAGUCAGGAGAGGCAAAGGGUGCUAGGCCAGUCUGCUUAUCUAGCGCGAGCUUCAGCAUGUGGUCCCUCCCUGUCCAUCUCAGGAAGGCAUCCUCCAAGUUGCCGGGAGCAUGCUUAUAAAAAGGGAUUCCUUCGCUCCGUCAUCCGAACUUACCGAGAUGCAGGGCACGAAGCAGUCACGAAAGAACUUUCUCAGCUAAGAAAAGCUUUAGCUACCGAUACCCAAGACACAGCCAGAAAGGAUUAUUUCCAUAAUGCACCUGUGCUUGAAGUCGACAGACAGAUUGAGCAACCACCCGGUCAGGUUGAUGUUAAGGACUCUAACAGUAGCGGCUUUGACGGUGAGGAUUGGGAACUUCCCAUCCUUAAAUACGUCUUCUCUGAGCGAGCACGGCUCUGUUUGCGCCAAGCAAGCUCUGUGAGCCGAGUCGGCGAGGCGAACAGGUUAAGUGGGAUUCAGAAGCUUCAUUGCCUCCUGAACAGGAAUUCACGAUCUGUCCAACAGAUGUCUGUAUUGUCUGUUGCGGUCUAUCUCGCCGCUCAGCAUCUAACCCCCCCUCUCCAUAAAUUUCCCCGUAAGCGAAAAGAUUCUCUCCGUCGCCAUCUUAUCGAUUGUUGUCAGAUGACCCGGAUAUUCGGCGAGGCAGAAGAUAGGCUAUUCGAUCUCGAAGGUCAGCCAGUCACCUCAUCUUCUUAUCAGCGCUCAAUAGCCAUCAUGUUAGCUCACAAAUCGCCCAGCCAAAAAAAGUUUAUAAAACCCGGCUUUUGA